This is a messenger RNA of Dicrocoelium dendriticum, 378 nucleotides long. Lineage: Eukaryota; Metazoa; Platyhelminthes; Trematoda; Plagiorchiida; Dicrocoeliidae. The record is from the annotation of a GenBank genome assembly.
AUGUUUGGUUUCAGUGCUGUUAUGGACAGGGACGUAAAAUCCUGUUCCGCCACCAAAAUAGUCACGAUAAACGUUUCUGGCCAGUCUUCGCAUGAGCCGUCUUUCUUUGUACUGUUGGUCUCGGCCAUUCUCGGAGUGCUGAACACCGUUGUCUAUGCAGGACAAGUUCGCAUAACGGCGGCCCCUCCACCACCGCCCCCGGAGAAGUUUCACCUCGGUGGCAGUUACGACCAAUGGGAACUACAGACCCGUGGAAGAGAGCACCCGCUGGUAAGCAUCCUAGCCAGCGAGGUAUAUAAUAUCACGUCUUCGGUCGUGAACGCAUUUGCCACCGUCGACGAUUCAAUCGACUACGGUCGGUGCUAUCACCCUCCCUAG